Plutella xylostella (diamondback moth) is the source of this 1913-nucleotide messenger RNA. Its product is annotated as catalase-2. Gene Ontology annotation, biological process: hydrogen peroxide catabolic process; response to hydrogen peroxide. Gene Ontology annotation, molecular function: catalase activity; heme binding. The record is from RefSeq and is a predicted model, not a curated record. Gene Ontology annotation, cellular component: peroxisome; mitochondrion; cytoplasm. Lineage: Eukaryota; Metazoa; Arthropoda; Insecta; Lepidoptera; Plutellidae.
UAGAUUACCUAACCCACAUUUGCUAUAACAUUAUAAGUUUUAACAAUUGAAGGUUCUCUGUCUGUUCAUUGCUAAUUGGAAAUAAUUGACGCUUCUAGUAAUAGGUAAUUGGAGUAUUUAUUUAAAGAAUCGCGGUGUUUGAGCUGAGGUGUAAUCUGUGGGUGGAUCAUGAGAGGGAUUGCUCGUGCGUUGUGUGUGGUGUGUGUGGUGGGCCUAGCACGGCCGCAGACUCUGAAUAGCAGUGAUGCUAAUGUGGACCCCGUCUCGCGACAGCUGUUCGACUACCGAUGGCGGAAACAGCGUCCUGAUCUCCUGACGAUAUCCUCAGGGGAGCCGGUGUACUUCGACCAGACGGUGGCGUUGAACAGCGUGUUGCUCAACAACCGCUACGUGGUGGAGUCCCUGCAGCACGCCGUCAAUGAGCGCACCCCCGACCGGGAGGUGUUCGCCAAGGGAACCGGCGCACACGGCUACUUCGAGGUCACCAAUGACGUCACCAAGUACACGAAAGCAAAGCUAUUCGAGAAGGUCGGCAAGAGGUCAAGGAUUCUUGUUCGGCUGUCAGUGUCGCAGGGGGAGAAAGGAACUACUGAUCUGAACCCAGUUGCUGGCAAAGGCUUUUCUGUUAGAUUCUACACGGAAGAGGGAAAUUUUGAUCUGCUGGGUCUUAAUACACCCGUGUACUUCUACAAAGAUCCAACGCUGUUCAGAGAGUUUGUACACGCUUUCAGGCCAAACCCGAAGACUUUCAUCAGGGACGGACAUACAGCGGUAGAUUUUGUGACGUUCAACCCAGUUUCUCUGCACACUAUUCUGUGGCAGCUUUCUGAAUAUGGAUUACCGAGAGGAUUCAGACACAUGCACGGGUUCCCUUGUCACACUUAUGAAUUGUAUAACGAGCACGGUGAAAGUUAUUUCGUUAAGUUUAAAUUCAUAGCUGAACUAGGGUUCGACUCCUUCAGCUUACUAGAAGCAUCGACUAUUACAAGUUUUGAUCCCGAUUUCUUCAUUAGAGAUUUGUACAACUCUAUUGAAAACAAAAAUUAUCCUGCUUGGCGGUUUGAAAUGGAUGUUUUGAAUACUUCCGAUUUGAGGAAGCUGAAAUUCGAUCCGUUUGAUGUUGCAAGACUCUGGCCGAACGGUACUUACACCACAGUUGAAAUUGGCCGCUUAGUUCUAAACCAAAAUGUGAAAAAUCAAUUUGCUGAAGUAGAACAAGCUGCUUUCAACCCGACUAACUUAGUACCCGGAAUUAUAGAACCUCCAGAUCAGCUAUUCAGAGGCAGAGUAAUAGCUUACAAUGACGCCCAGAUACACCGAUUGGGAAUUAACCGCAACAAAAUCAAUAUAAACUGUCCCAUGUACGCAAAGACUUACAACAGAGAUGGCAUCCCUCCCACUUUAGAUAACGAAGGUGUUGCAGUCAAUUAUUACAGGAACUCAUUUAACGGCCCCAUACCAUUGCUAGACAUAGCAAGACCUCGGCGUCAAUUGAUUAUUGAACAAAGUAGUGCAGUAGACCUCCAGGACUGCUGGCGCUUUUACAACGAAGUCUUAGUCACAGACGCUCAGAAGCAAAGACUGGUGAAUGCUGUAGUGAUGGUGGCUAUACGAGUAAAGACAACACUUCAGAAGAAGCUAGUCCGGCUGCUGCGUCAGGUCAACCCCAAGUUAGCAGCCAGAUUCGUGGCUACAAUUGAUGUUUUCAAGAAGACCGUGAGACUACCACAAGUAGUAGAGGAAAUUAAUAGAACAAAUCCUAAUCCAUUUAGCAAUGUAACUAUGUCAUAAUCAUACAUGAAGAUAUUCGAAUCUCUAAAUCUUUAAUAAUAAAUUGCGCGUCUUUUAUUCAGGUGUACGUAAAUUUAUAUUAUUAACAAAAUUUACCAAUACUAACUAUAGUUUUAAUAUGU